Messenger RNA from Mya arenaria, 8316 nucleotides. RefSeq names its product inositol 1,4,5-trisphosphate receptor type 3-like. The coding region runs from base 311 to 8119 and encodes 2602 amino acids. Gene Ontology annotation, molecular function: inositol 1,4,5-trisphosphate-gated calcium channel activity; inositol 1,4,5 trisphosphate binding. Gene Ontology annotation, biological process: calcium ion transmembrane transport. The transcript is spliced from 69 exons. Gene Ontology annotation, cellular component: membrane; endoplasmic reticulum. The record is from RefSeq and is a predicted model, not a curated record. NCBI's taxonomy places the organism in Eukaryota, Metazoa, Mollusca, Bivalvia, Myida, Myidae.
AACUGAACUAGGCAUACCGGGUAUCGAUUGUCGAAGUGGAUUUUCUUACUGAUAGUAUAUCCCUAUUCUUAAUGAUAGUGUGUUCGUAGUUUGAGGGUUAUAGAAUAAAGUGGACGGUUUCCGUAAAUGCUGUUUACCCGUGGAUUUACAAAAAUGAUUCAUUCACUGUAAUCUUUUUAAUCAAACUAUGUGUGAGCUUAAAAAAUAACAAACUUUUCACCGAAAAAAAUGGAAUAACAACUCAACCGCCAGUUUCACCUGUAACUGACGUCUUCAGUGGACACUGACGUCACCUUGACGUCGUGACGUCAUGGCGGAUGACACAUUGUGUAUUGGAGACUCCGUCUGUCUCUACUCAGCGGAAUCGUAUGGAUUCGUUUUCUCAACACAGACCAGCUCAGUUCACAAUGAAGUUGCUGUCGGGCACAAACAGAACAAAUCCAAACCUGACAUCAGGGAUCAAAAUGUUUUUGCGUUCGAAGUCUGCGUGGGGAAUCGUUACAAAUUAAACAAAGGUUAUCGCAAGCUAAAGUCAAAGAUAGCAGAUGAUCCAAAUAAUUACAUUCUUCGCAGUCAACUACAUCAAAAACAGAUUGCAGCUAAUGCUGAGACAGAGGAUAAUGAGCUGGAACAGAAGAGACAGCAGGGGAAGAAACUCCUAUAUGGGCAGAUAAUCCAGCUGAAACACAAGUUUACGGACAAGUUCAUCCAUGUCAGCACAACAGUUACCUCCUAUACAGAGAGCAACAAUAUGGCGGUGGAGCUACACGAUUACAAUGCCAAACACGCCCAGUUCAAGGUCAUGCCAAGGUACAAGGUCAAGGCUGAAGGAGAUGUGGUUCAAGUUGAUGACCAGAUUGUGUUUGAGAGUGUCAAAUCUCCAGGGCAGUACCUCCAUGUCUCGAAAAGUCUCCUUGGAGGCCAAUCAGUAUACCAGAAGGGCUUUGAAUUGAACCUGUCUGUCCAGCAGUCAGGGUUCACAGUAAUGCGGAAAUAUAAACCCACACCAGAUGAUGAGAAGAAAGUCAAGGUUGGUGACAUGGUGGCAUUUUACCACAAGGAGAUGGAGGCCUACCUUGUGGCUGAGGGACUGUUUGAUGAUGUUCUUACUGAAGAUGCCCAUCUGCGGAUGAGGCCAGUAGACCAGUCAAACCCGAAGACCUUGUUCCCCAGCAGUUCUGCAGUGACGUACUGGCAGAUAGAAUUACAGGAAGGCGCUGUUGCAGGAGGUGUGUUAAAGUGGGAACAGCAGUGUCGUCUGCUUCACAUGUGUACCAGGAAGUACCUGUGUGUGCAGCAGGGCGGAAAGGUGACUUUGACCUCCGACCACAUGGACCCCAACACAGUAUUCAGGCUGCAUCCAGUCAUUCGGGAAAGUGAUGAUAUACCAGAGGACAGCUACUGUCGUAUUGAACAUGUAGUUUCCGGCCACUGGAUGCAUGCUCUUACAGAGGAUUACAAAAAGGCGCAAGAGGGAUCUCAAACAGAUAGCAAAUCUAUGGGCUCACUCAAGUGGAGCAAUUCCCAGCUAAGGAAGAUCGGAGUUGUUGAGGAGAAACAGUAUGACGAUGCAUUCACGUUGCAAGCUGUCGAACAGCCGCUCGAGAAAAUCUUCAACUUCAUGGCUGGAAUGGUCCCUUUUAUACAGAAACUCGUAGCUGACAAAAAGGAUGGAGUGAUAUUAAAUGCCAAGGCGUCACACAGCAUUGUCACAGGUCUGGAGGAGAUUGCCGAGUUCAUGGUCGUGAAUGGGGAGCCAAUCAAACAGCGGCAGAAACUGAUGAGGAAUCUACGUAUUGUGGAACUACUGGUCAGCCUGCUGAAAUGUCCCUUCCAAGGAGCGGACCAGUUCCACAUGACUCGUAUAUUCAGCAUGGCGUACAAUGUGCUGUAUACAUACCUGAUGGGAAAUUCGCGCAAGAACGAACUCUACAUCGCAAAAUACAUUGACUUCUUUCUCACACAGUUUGAAAUCAAAGAGGGAAAGAUUGGUCUGAAUGCAGCACACAUGGUGAUGGAGUUGAUUCGAGACAAUCGGAAAAUUGUCGACAGAAUCACCCAUGACCACAUCGAUAAGUUUAUCGACCUGCUGAAACGGGACAAGAAUUAUCGAUACCUGGAUUUACUCAGCGUCCUGUGCGUGUGUGAUGGUGUAUCAAUAGCUGACAAUCAGAAAUACAUCACAGAAGUCUGGCUUAUGAAGGGCAUGAACUGCGUGUUCUUCACGGAUCUUGGCCAGAAGAUUGGAAUGGAUGAUGGGAAAGUUUACGUCUCAACAAAUAAUGGCAAAUCCUACAUAGAUCUAGUCACAUUUGCAAAUCGCCAUGUAGGUAUUGGCCAAAGUCACGAUCGAGACAAAGAGGAUGAUGAAUACCUCUUUUUGGAACAUCAACUGGAGCUGUUUGGCUACCUGUGCCAUGGCCAGAAUUCACACUCUAUAGCUGUGAUAACCCAGGAAUUGAACUAUCUGACCUGGGAGGAGGCAUUUACUUGUCUCAGUGAUGACCGACUACCAGACCAGCUGAGGGCCAUGUACUGUGACCUGAUUAUCACAUUGUUUGUGGACAUAGCGGACAACCACUCCGUUGUGGACAGGGUGAAACUCUCGUACAUCUAUGAUGAUGUGGAUAACGAAGAGAAUCGCACCGACAACAGCAGCUCACAGACAAGCAAGUAUUUCCCGGAAAUAAGCAGCUGGAUCUCGGACUUUCUUGGGCGCAAUGGUGACAUGACUGCCUCACUUAUCGGCAACAACAUGCUUGUCAGACAGGUGUUACGUCUCGUCCACUACCUUGUCCUCUUUGGCUUCUACGACAAGUCUGAGGACAUCAGGCGACUGCUGGAGCCUCUCAUGAGCCUGCUGGAUGGACGCAACGAUAAGCCAUACCCAGAGAACAAUGGAAAGGAAGCCCAGGAGAUGUUGGACGUAUUCAGGAAGACAGAACGUUUCAAACCAAGCCCGGAAACAAAGGCUAUUGUUGAGGCUAAAGUCCAGGCCUUGGAAGUUCUGGAUCUGUUUUUCAACUUCAUUUUCAACAUCAGACUGGAGAAAUUCAUCAACCUGUUCAAGACUACACAGUUUCAGGCCAACAAGCCCGGCGCUGUCGUUGAGUUAGCUCCCCUGAUGUUCGAUAACUUCCAGCUGGAACAAAACAUGAGUGUGGGCAAAGCUGGUCUAAAAAAGCUUGCAGAAAUCUUUGAGAUCACAUCCUUUCUCAAGGCCUAUGAGAUUGUGGAAAUCCUUUUGGAUCUGUCCCAUUAUGAGUAUGAUGACAUGGUACGUAAAUCCAUGCACCUACUGAACCGGCACUUCUCCGCCCACCAGAAUCUCUUCACAAGGGCCGUACAGGCUCAGGUGUUGAUCACAGACAUGUCAGUCCAGAUUUACAAUGACAUAGAGGAAAAACUACCCACCCUCCGCCGUCUGUCCUCAAACAAACUCGGUGACACUGAAGCUAGCCAGCUGGCAUCCAUCUUGGAUGGCCUCAUUCAUCACUGUCACCUGGAGGGUGAGGAGGAGGAACCUCACAAGAUGAACCAGAGCAUUCUCUACAACAAUGGGGUGAUAGAGGAUUGUUUCAACAUUCUCAACCAGGAGAUUGAUGUCAAACUGCUAGACCAGUACACAGGGCUGAAGAGUGUAUUUGAGAAGACAUUCAUCCUGAUGAAACGACUUGCUCGUGAAAACUCCGUGGUACAGGAGAGGUUGUUUGACAGACUGGACCUUCUCUUGUCCAAGGAAGGGGCCACAGCAGAACUAGCAGAGGCCCUCACUGAGGUUUUCACUGGUAACUCGAAGACAUGCAUGAAGAUAGCCCAACACCAGGUUCAGAAGAUCAUGGCCCUGGUUGCCGAAAACAAGUCCAGCGUCCCCCAGUUUCUGGACCUGCUAAAUGCCGUGGUGAAAGUUGAAGAACUGGAUCUACCAUUGAAGAGAAAUCAGGGCUUUGUCAUGACCUACUUUAUGCAGUUCCGUUCAGACGUGGCCGUUGUUAUUGACCAGGACGAGCAGGCUAGAGAGGCUGUUUUGACCUCCAGUAACAGCCAGGACCUCAACUUUCUCAUCUCCAUGGUGGACCUGCUGGCUACUUGUGCAGAGGGAGAGAACAGAUUCAUAGAAUCGAUUUGUCAAACGAUCUUCAAGAUCCCUGACCUCCUGCGGGUCCUCAAUAACCCGAAUAUCAGUGACAAUCUCAAGAGGCCCUUCCUGAGGUUCUUCUUGUGGGUGUACCUCAACACGGCCUCAGGCAUGAUUGAGAGCGGAGCCGGGGAUGUGCCACAUGACAAGGCCAUGUGGGGCUACCUUGACAGUUUGUGCGGUGUCCUCGAACGGGUGACUGAGUAUUGCAACAACAAUGCCCAGAUUGUAAAACAACUGCUGAAAAAGCCCCCAGGAAAAAAUGAGCGAGGUGCAGAUCGUUCCGAGCAGAUGCGAGGAUGUCUACACUACCUCUUCGAUGGAGUCAUGCCUUUUCUACAGAUAUUCUGUAGAAACUACUACCAGAUAGAUCAAGCUUUGUAUCCAGAGGAGCCACCGAAAAUUGAUAACCUUGCCAGGAAGUUUAAGGACUUUCUGGAAUCUGUGUCCCCGCUAGUGAGUAUUGAGCGCCAGAUGAGCAACCUAGUGUCAUGUAUGAGCGUGUUGUUUUCCAUUGCGACACUCGAUGCAGAAGACAUGGAAGAGUUCCAGGAGAAAUACGGGUCUGGAGUUGAUGGCAAGGAUGUUCGCAGUGACGCUAGAAAGGCUUAUGAGGAAUUCUAUGAAGGGGAGGAAGAAAUCAAUAGACAACUGAAUGUCUUCGCUCAGAACAUGAAAGUGUCAUAUGGCGGUAUAAAUGACUUGCAGACACAGAUUGGCUGGCCUUCGAAACAACCAUACUCAGAAGUCGACGGGGAUGAAGAGCUGCCCCUGGGUGCCGAGUUUCAGGCCCACAUCAACAGCUUUAUCAACAAGGAGGCCCGGAAUCCUGAAGAAAGAUACCAAAUGGCGGAGAAACUAGUCAAGCAGCUCUCAAUAUCUACUAAGCUGACAAAUCUAAGUGAAAAAGAAAGGAUCGAACAACUGGAACUUGACCUGAAAUGUCUGCAACUGCUGCGAGGUCUUCUACACAACGAGAUUGUUAAACUCCCUCUUGACUUUGAGGUCGAUAUGAAGUCAGCGAAAAAACAGUUGAAAAUGAUCGAAGAUGUUCAAAAUGCAUUGAAUAAGUAUGACUGUAUUGACGGGACACUAGAGCACCUGUCACGACCAAGCGAUGAUGUGGUACGGGAGCUGCUUGCCUUCCUUGCUGCGCUUUUGUUCAAUGGAAAUGAGGAUGUCCAGACGAGCAUGUAUGACUUUUUUACCACCACACGUGAGGAGACAUUUUUCUUUGCAAUCAAACAACGUAUGACCUUAGCCAUUAUCGCUACUCGAGAGAGGCGCGUGUUACAGGCAAUGCACCAUGCCAAGAUUGAGGAGGCACUUGCUCAGACCAAGGCCCUGCAGAAGGCUAUGGCAGCAGGAACCCUGGCUGAAAUGGCUGUACGGAACCUGAAAAAGAACAUUGUGUCUUCGAUGUCGUCAAUGAGGAGAUCUAUGCAGAGUCUAGGAGGACGUCCUAAAAGCAGGGCAAGCAGGGCAAGAUCUCCGGGAAAGAUGUUGGGAUCAAAGACAAGUAUGGCUUCAGGCAAAUUAUCUCCAAAUCAGACAUCCUUGAAAGCGCCAUUCCUGGCGCCCCCUGGUGGAGGAUCCAAGGUGGGUCCACUGAAUGGUGGGAUUGAGAUGGGCAAGCUGGGAGGAAGCCGAUUAAGUGGAAUGAGUAGUGGAAGGCCGAUGAAUGGUCUACCAACAAAGGGAAACCAGGUCGUGCCGGUUGUGCCCACGAUAGAUGUUGAGGACGUUGAUAAUAUAGACAAUGAAGAAUUUCAAAAUUUGUUGGAGAACUCAGAAAUGCCCGAUCUUGAGUUUAAAGAUGAUGGUUACAUCGAGCUUGUUCUGCGAAUACUUGGUCUUAUGUGUGAUAACCAACAUGAUGGACUUCAGAAUUACUUGCGAGAACAACCUGACAACAUAAAGUCUGUGAACCUGGUUGGAGAAACGACCAAAUUCCUGAACAUCCUGUAUGCCAGUAUUAACAAGAACUCUGUAGGACUCAUUACACAAGUGUUCGAGACACUGGUCGAGUUUACGUCUGGCAACAGUGUGAACCAGUCUGUGGUGUUUGACAACAAAAUCUGUGACUAUGUGAACCACAUUCUGCGGGUUGGCGUCUACCAGGACUGCAAGGAUGAUGAGGUCUACUCGCUGAAGCAUGCCAUCGGAAUCCUUAUACGCUGUCUGACAGAGGAAAACUCGAAAAGUAACAGUGAGGAGCAAAUGUCAUCCUUACCAAGGUCAGGAGAGAUGGCGCAUCUUCAUACUGUAUCCGCCAAGGAGGUGAUGGAGUACCUCGAUAUUGAUGUUCUGGUGAACACUAUGACUGAAGCUUACAUGGCAUAUGAGAAACUACAGGAUAAAACAUCUCGUGAGGAUGAAGAGCUGGACAACCUUCUACAGGGUGUGGGGUUCCAAUACUACCACCUGAUUGCGCGCAAGAUGGACCUUGACCCUUCAGUCACGCGUGAAUCAAUCCUCAAGACAGAGGACCAGGUUUCGGCAUUUGACUACUACAAGGGCAGCACACUGUCCAUCGAAAUCGUGAAGGACGACAUCAUGCAGAAAAUGUACUUCAGAGUCAAAGACAAGAAAGUACUCAGAGAAGAAAUCAAAGACAAGUUCAAAUAUGAGGUUGACCGCACAUCACCCAGCAACAAGAUUCGUGAUUUUAUGGACUGGUCCAGUGACAUCAUAAAGGAUAUCAAAUAUCAGCGGAGAGUGCAUGCAAACCCAGUUGGCAGACUGCUUACAAAGAUGUGGUUGCCUCUGAACUACAUGGUGAUGUUGAUAACACUUGCCAUCACUAUGGUAGUUCUCGUCACCUGGGAGGCAGAUGACACUAAACCAAGUUACAUACCCGGGUACAGAUUUUCAGGUGGCAGCACUGCCAUCUAUGUCCUUGGGGGCAUACACAAUUUACUGUCUCUAGCGAUAUUCAUCAGCUAUGUGGUAUCUAACAGACCCACGUUUCCUUCCUUCGCAGACAUAGUCAGUGUGUGCAGGAAAAAACAUGAAGCAGAAGAUGAAAGUGAGGGUACGUGGAAUGACAAGCAGGGUGAAUCACAUCUAGAAAUGAAGGCAUAUGGAGUGAAAACCAUUUAUUAUGUGCUGUUCCUAGGAUGUUCCAUAGCCGGCACUAUUACAGAUGGCUACUUCUUUGCCUUCCACUUGCUCCACAUUACGGAGAUGAACCAGCUUCUGAAGAGAGUUAUUCAGGCUGUUACAACAAAUGGAAAGUCAUUACUGAUGGUCGCCCUUCUCGGUCUGGUCAUCUUUUAUAUAUACGCUCUUAUUUUAUUUGCGUUUUAUCGAGAAUGGAUGUGGUCGACCGAGAACGGCCGCCACUGUACCACUAUUUACGAGUGUUUAACGUCCAUUAUCCAUCAUGGACUGGUUGAAGGACCCUAUACGCAAUUUGAAGGCAACAUGUCAGACGACUUCAAACAGGCCAUUGGAAUUACGUUCUUCGACGUUUCAUUCUUCAUCAUCAUUACGACCAUCGGCCUGAACAUCAUCUUCGGUAUCAUCGUUGAUACAUUCUCACAGCUGAGAGAUUCUAAGUGGGAAAUCGACAAAGAUAUGCAAAGCAACUGUUUCAUCUGUAGCAGAGAGAGUUAUGAUUUUGAAAGACAGGGAGGCGGUUUCAUAAAGCAUGUUAAGGAGGAGCAUUACCAGUGGGCGUACCUGUUUUUCUUCAUUCACUUGGACGAGACGCGGCCUAAUGAUUACUCAGCUCUUGAGCUAUUUGUCUACAAACUCCUGACAAUCAACAACUUUGAGUUCUUCCCCCUGAAUCGAGCUCUGAGUCUCGAGAAUGAGGAAGACACGAACGAGCAGAGAAUGGAACACCUCCAGCAGCAGAUUGACUACCUGGUUACUAAAAUGAAAGAGCAGGAGGCCGAUCAUCUAAGAGCAAAGGAAAAACAGCGCCAACAGGAAUGGGAACAGACACACAAGAAAAAUGGGAAUAAGGGAACAUAAAAACCUAUAAACUCUAAAGUAUACAAGGAAAACAUGGUGAACAAAACAGGAUCAUUGGUUCUUGAAAGAAUACUAUGUAAUAGCUUGUGUUACUUUGCUUUUUAUUUUAUAUCUUCGCCAUUCGAUAUUGUUGUAGACUCCAAACCCUAAAAAUGACACAUACUUUUUCUGGAAUCAAUGACCACAAAUACAUGAUA